This is a messenger RNA of Lactuca virosa, 279 nucleotides long. The record is from the annotation of a GenBank genome assembly. NCBI's taxonomy places the organism in Eukaryota, Viridiplantae, Streptophyta, Magnoliopsida, Asterales, Asteraceae.
AUGGGGCGGAGAAAGUUGGAGAUGAAGCGAAUCGAAAACAAGAAUAGCAGACAAGUGACGUUUUCAAAGCGGAGAUUAGGGUUGAACAAUAAAGCGCGACAGCUUUCCGUUCUCUGCGAUGUCGACGUCGCCGUCGUCGUCUUCUCCUCCAGUGGCAACCUCUAUGAAUAUUGCAGCGGUAGUACGGAAAGGUCAGCCAUUGUUUUGUAUUAUAUUCAAUAUCAUAUUUUCUUUUUAGCCUUUGCGAGUGUAUGCUGUCAUGUACGGAGCAAACAAUAA